Molecule: messenger RNA, 1107 nt
Organism: Actinia tenebrosa (Australian red waratah sea anemone)
Lineage: Eukaryota; Metazoa; Cnidaria; Anthozoa; Actiniaria; Actiniidae
Product: ankyrin repeat domain-containing protein 50-like
Source: RefSeq, a predicted model, not a curated record
AUGACUACUGAAAACAGUACUGAACAGUCUGAUCUGUUGUAUCAUACCGUAAUGCAAAGAGACGAGAACGAGAUUAGAGCAUUGAUUGAUGCUGGUGCUGAAGUCAAUAUAACUGAUAUAGAAGACACAACUGCUUUGUUUCAUGCUGUCCAACGAAGUAACAAUGAUAGUGCGGUUCGUGCACUGAUUGAUGCUGGUGCUGAUGUCAACAACACUCAAUAUGAUGGUAAAACUGUUUCGUUUCAUGCUGUCCAACAGAGUAACAACGAGAGUGUAGUCCGUGCAUUGAUUGAUGCUGGUGCUGAUGUCAACAAUACUGAUGACGAUGGCCAAACUGCUUUGUUUCAUGCUGUCCAACAAAGUAACAACGAGAGUGUAGUCCGUGCAUUGAUUGAUGCUGGUGCUGAUGUCAACAUAACUCGUGGUGAUGAGCAAACUGCUUUGUUUGAUGCUGUCCAACAAAGUAACAACGAGAGUGUGGUUCGUGCACUGAUUGAUGCUGGUGCUGAUGUCAACAUAACUGAUAAAUAUAGAGAGAAAACUGCUUUGAUUUAUGCUGUGCAACAAAGUAACAACGAGAUUGUAGUCCGUUCAUUGAUUGAUGCUGGUGCUGAUGUCAACAAAACUGAUAACUAUGGCCAAACUGCUUUGUUUUUUGCUGUCCAUGUAAGUAACAACGAGAGUGUGGCUCGUGCAUUGAUUGAUGCUGGUACUGAUAUCAAUAUAACUGAUGAGGAAGACAGAACUGCUUUGUUUUAUGCUGUCCAACAUAGGAACGAGAGUGUGGUUCGUGCAUUGAUUGAUGCUGGUACUGAUGUUAAUAUUACUGAUUCAGAAGACAGAGCUGCUUUGUGUUAUGCUGUCCAACGAAGUAACAACGAGAGUGUAGUACGUGCAUUGAUUGAUGCUGCUGCUGAUGUCAACAAUACUGAUGAGGAUGGUAAAACUGCUUUGUUUUUUGCUGUCCAACAAAGUAACAACGAGAGUGUGGUUCGAGCAUUGAUUAAUGCUAGUGCCGAUGUCAACAUGACUCGUGGUGAUGAGCAAACUGCUUUGUUUGAUGCUGUCCAACAAAGUAACAACGAGAGUGUGAAAGGUCAAAGUUAG